AUGGAAGCGGAGGCAGGCGCAGGAGGCGAGCAACAGGCCAAAGCCGAGGAGCCCGUAGACAAAGGUGGCUCGGAGGGCUCAGACUCGGAGUGUUCUCAGGAGAAUGGCGUCAUUGCUGCGGAACAGGGGCGGGAAGAGUCCUUGCCACCGGAACGCAUCGUGCUGGUGGUGAUGAUCUGCGUGAUUCAGGGCUACACUCUCGUAGGCCCCCUGCAGCACGCCUUCAAGCAGUCUCUGCACAUCAGCGAUGACAGUGAGGAUGGGAAGAUAUUCACCCAAGCGGCUGCGCUUGUUCAAUGGUUCAAAUGGAGCAUGACCCUUGCACAGAACUUUGUGCUGCAGUGCCUGUCUCCUAAGGCCCGUGUAUACCUGUCAAUGGCUUGUAUGAUGAUCGGUUGCUUGAUUCCACCCGUCUUCAUCUACUCGCUUGGUCACUUGUGGAUUGGAUGGGCCUUCCUUUCCUUCGGCUUGGUGGGGAUGGGCCUUGGUGUGUUCGAGGUGGCCUAUCUUAACGUGAUUACACCCUUGGGGCCCCUGACGAAGUCAUGGGCAAUCAUCGGCUUCCCGGCAUCCUUCGCCAUCAUCAACGUGAUCGGCUUCACCUUGGUCUCCUUCGGCAUGCCGGUGGCCGUCCUAUUCUGGUACAUUGUUCUCUGUAUGCCUGUGGGGCUCAUCAUCUUCGCGAGGCGGAUCGUCCCCAAGCUGUGCGCGGGAUCUGCAGAUUCCGGGGCGGCGGGGACUGGCCAGGUGCUCAGGAGCAACAAGCAGGCGAAGGUCUGGCAUUCCGUGCGGCGCUGGUAUACCUGGGUGCCGAUCCUGGCCCCGUACAUCUUGGCGCACUUUGUGACCGACUUUGUGAUGGAAGGUGCUCUUCCCGCAAACUUCAACACGUUCAACUCGGACAAGGUGCCGCUUUUUGGACCAACAGACGACCACCUCAUGGACAAGCACCGCUUCUUUGUGGUCUUCUUCAUCUUUGUGGGUCUCAGUGAUAUGGCCAGCCGGCGCUUUGCCUACUGCUUUGCUCUUGAUACCCUCGGCAAGAACAUCGUUGCCCUGUGCUUUGGUGUGACCUGCAGUGCGUUGGGCAUGGGGCUCACCAUCCUUGGCAUUGGUGUUGUGAGUUGGGCCUCUGCUGCCUUGACCUUCUUCGGCCAGGGCUUCAACUACGCCGUGGCGUCGAAGUCGAUCGACAAGUUCAUCCCGCGGGAGCACAACCUUGCUGCCUACUCCCUGUGGAUGUUCAUUGGCAGCGCCGGCGCCAUCGCAGGCAGCACUCUGGUGGAUUACAUCCGGUCCUGGAUCUGUCGUGGGGAGGUCUACGCCCAUCAGUGUUUAGACCAUGUCCACGGGCACUAG
Molecule: messenger RNA, 1359 nt
Organism: Symbiodinium natans
Lineage: Eukaryota; Dinophyceae; Suessiales; Symbiodiniaceae
Source: the annotation of a GenBank genome assembly